Cladocopium goreaui is the source of this 840-nucleotide messenger RNA. NCBI's taxonomy places the organism in Eukaryota, Dinophyceae, Suessiales, Symbiodiniaceae. The record is from the annotation of a GenBank genome assembly.
AUGUGCAAGAGACACUGGGAUGACUGGGAUGUUGCAUUUAAGUAUCGUUUGGAUGCUGAAGACUUAUUGAAAAGGCUUAAAGGGGGUGAUGACCUGCUGAGCCCAGCCGAGGACCUGGGUCUGAAGUGCCUUGGUUUGAAGCAUUUUGACCCUGGCAUUGGGCAUUGUGGCAUGGAAAGGUGGGACUGGACACUGCAGAAUGGAUUCAUCCCGUUCCAUCAACAAUGUCUCCACAGGUCUCCUAAGUCUUCCCUCAUCCCGUGGCGAUUUGUGAAUCCCGGGGGUGUAGAGUUUACCUGCUGGCUGAAGGAUCACUUGCAAGAGCAAAUCAGCAUCAUGGCAUUGCUGCCUCUACACGGGGACAUGUGCCUUGGCUUGGAGCAAGCAGGUGACGGGGAUUCUGCUCCCGGCACGGCACCCCUGACAGACGAUGGCUUGGCACUGGUGGCAGCAAGGAAGAACACCGAAGACAUGAAGAACUUCCUGAAGCGUGCGGCCAGUGCCAGCAAUCGCUACAGAGCCCUUCCACUGGACCACUCGAAUAUGCACUGGGCAGCAUAUUUUGCAUGGGAUGCGGCACCGCUGGACAGAACCUUGGAGGAGGCCCUGGCUGAGAUGGAGCUCUAUCUCACCUCGGAGCGGCCGAUGGUCACCUUGUUCUCGACUACAACCACGACCUUGCCAACGGUUGCUGGGCCUCGGCCCAACAAUUUUCCGCCUUCAUUGGCCUGUGCAGCAAGAAGCGUCAGCUUUGGGCCGUUGGACAUGCCGGGCUCCAUGGCCACCCCGACGGCAAACCUUGAAGAAUGCCAGCUGAAGUGCCGGAAAACAAAGGGCUGA